CUCUUCUUGCUCAUCCAGCUAUUCAUAUAGAAAGCAUCUUCUUCUUGUUUUUGAAAAGUAUUCCUUAGCUUAAUGGCUUACUCAAAGACUUUCCUUCUUCUUGGCCUUGCCUUUGCUGUUGUUCUUCUCCUCUCUUCUCAGGCCUCAGCUCGGGAGCUUGCUGAGACUGUUCAAACCCAGGAGAAUGCACAAGUUCACGGUCAUGGUGAUGGUCAUGGGCACGGCGGAUAUGGACAUGGACAUGGACAUGGACAUGGUCAUGGAGGACACCGUGGAAAGCCAGGACACGGUGGUCACCCAGAAACUGAAGUUGAAGACUAAAUGGAAAAAAGAGAAGAAAAAAAACUCUGUAGAUGUUGUUAAUUUUCAUGCAUGUAUGACUUGAAAUAAGAGUAAUGCACGUAGAUAUUGCUCUGUUUAAGUUUGUAUGUUUGUCAAUAAUUGGGUCUUAAAAAAUAUGACUUCUCUUUGGCUUUCAGUCAUACAAGUCGCCUGCAUGGUUUGUGUUUCUUAUUUGUAUUUUUCAUGCAUUGCAAUCUGCAGUGCACUUUCAAGGAAUUGCACGAAAUGCAGUACUCGUGGCUUUUUUCUUA
This is a messenger RNA of Ricinus communis (castor bean), 593 nucleotides long. Its product is annotated as glycine-rich protein DC7.1. NCBI's taxonomy places the organism in Eukaryota, Viridiplantae, Streptophyta, Magnoliopsida, Malpighiales, Euphorbiaceae. The transcript has 2 exons. The coding region runs from base 73 to 321 and encodes 82 amino acids. The record is from RefSeq and is a predicted model, not a curated record.